Molecule: messenger RNA, 1300 nt
Organism: Postia placenta MAD-698-R-SB12
Lineage: Eukaryota; Fungi; Basidiomycota; Agaricomycetes; Polyporales; Adustoporiaceae
Exons: 1
Coding region: 35-1009 (324 amino acids)
Source: RefSeq, a predicted model, not a curated record
CCAUUCUACCUCCAGUGCAGGCAACACUCAUCUCAUGAUGCGAUCCUCACGUCCUCCCCUUCGUGAACUCCCCCUUGAGCAUUUCCUGCCGCCCGACCUCAAUGUCCCUCCCAAUAACGGCAGAGCCCUCAAGCGGCCACAUUCUCCAGGAGGAGCGUCGCUAUACAGUCCUGCUAAGCGACGUAUGCUCGAUGUCACUGGGUCCUCUGCCAAUGGCACGCUCUCAGGAAUAAGUGCAAAGGUGGCGCUUCCUGGAAGGAGGCUCGACUUCUCUCCAGCGGGGUGCGCACAAUCAUCCUCCAUCGGUGUACACCGCCGUGGCUCCACCCCUCUACGCAAGCGCAUAUCUCCUUUGCCCGCGUGCCAAUUAGCCCCCUCACCUGAGCUGCCCUCACGAUUCGUGCAAGACCCGCAUUUGCAUAAUAGCGCAUCCCACGACAUUGAUAUCGAAAUGCCCGAUUGCACCAGCCUGCCACCUAUCACUCUCGAACCCCCUCCCAAUGUCCAGUCCCUCAUGACCCCGCAGGCGAUCGUCUCCGUCAGCCGUCAGUCCGUUCAUUACCCGGGCUUCGACGUCUACCAAGAUCCAUUCGAUGUGGGUUCGAUUGGCAGGUCUUCAGCUUACGAGUCCGCGAACGAGGACAAUGACUGCGACUCCGACUGCUCAGACGCCACCGCCUCAAAACAGGAGAAGGAGUGCAACAAAGAGAAUGUCGUGCCGAAGCGGCGGGGUCGCAAGAUGGCCCCUGUGCCUCUUGCUUUAGGCGCCGCAGCAUGGGCCAAAGCGGGCUUGCUUUCUCCGGAAGUCAGAUGCGGAGAUGCCGGUACAAGGGUGAAGCCUAUUCCGUCAUCGCAUCUGGAGGAGGCUUUCGGCGGUUUUUCAAUGGGUGAUGACUCUCGCACGGUCACCAGAUGCGGUCUAGGCGUUCUCGACAACAACGGGAGGUCCAGCCCCGAACGAACACCAGUGCGCAGAGAGGCAGCGGGCGAGGAGAACACUGGAAGAUGAACCCAACGGCAAGGCUAAGAACACUCGAGAUUAUUUCGUGCCCCCACGCCAUUCCCUUUUUUCUCAUUUGUGGCUUCGCAGUCACACCUUUCGCCUUCGACUUCGUUCCAUUCGACAUUGUACAACGUGUAUCCAUUCCUUGCAUAGAUUACCAUCUACACGCCAUGUCCUACGACUGGGAGUCCCGGGAUCUAAUACGUUGCUCUGUAUAUAUGUACCCGCUUGCAUAUUGCAUGACUGUACUUCAUACUCUCAUUUUUAUAUCAUCGGACAGCUGGUGCUUGUGAACAU